AUGGUUUCCAUCACAAAUGAAAAUGUUACACAAUUUUACAACAUCAUGGCCACCCAGGAGCUCACAGUCAGUCUGGCGAAUUUCCACAAUAAUUCAGGAGUGCAUCAGCUCAAUCAAUGUAUUAGUUCAGAUGUAUGGAAAUGGCUACAGGAUUUUCAGCCUGCAUUCCUCUGGUUUAUAUUUAUUCUGGGAGCAAUAGAAAAUUCCUUUGUCCUCAUCGUCCUGUGCUUCCACAAGAGUUGCUGUUCAGUGGCUGAAAUUUACCUGGCAAACAUGGCAUUUGCUGACCUGAUGUUAGUCUGUGUUUUACCCUUCUGGGCCAUUAAUAUUUCUAAUAACUACCAUUGGCCUUUUGGCCUGUUCCUCUGCAAAGCUGUCAACAUAAUGAGUAACAUGAACUUUUAUUCUAGUAUUUAUUUCCUGACACUAGUGAGCAUCGACCGCUAUCUGGCCUUGGUGAAAACCAUGUCUCUUGGACGGAUGCGACGUACUGUCUGUGCCAAAUGGAAUAGCUUCAUAGUCUGGACAUGUGCGUUGCUCAUAUGUUCACCUACAAUGAUGUUCAGAAAUUUAGAGUAUUACAAAGAAUACAACAUAACAGCCUGCCUUCUUGUUUAUCCAGCCAGCUACUGGGUGCCUGCAAACAACUGUUUGCUUAAUAUUGUGGGGUUUGUGAUCCCGCUCUGUGUAAUUACCUAUUGCACUACGGAAAUCAUCAAAGCCCUGCGAAGCAGUGAGCUACAAAAACAGAAGUUAGUCCAGACAGAGAGGAAAGCCACCAUGCUGGUCCUUGCUGUGCUCUUGCUGUUCAUCUUUUGCUGGCUUCCAUUCCAGAUCAGCACAUUCAUCGACACAAUCCAUUACUUCAUGCCUACUUGGAAAUGCCUGGAAGACAUCAAUGACGUAGUGACUCAGGUAGCUACGUACUGUGCCUUUAGCAACAGCUGCCUGAACCCAGUCCUGUAUGUAAUAGUUGGGAAGCACUUCCAGAAGAAGGCUGCAGAAUUCUACAAAGACUUGUUCCCAAAGAGCUGCAGAAAAUCACGGUCUGUACAGACGGAAAACUCCCUGGACACUUUAAGAACUUCCAUUUCAAGUGAAUAUCCAAGGAAAAAGUCUGUUUUCCCAUUACCACAAUAG
Molecule: messenger RNA, 1140 nt
Organism: Tauraco erythrolophus (red-crested turaco)
Lineage: Eukaryota; Metazoa; Chordata; Aves; Musophagiformes; Musophagidae
Gene: BDKRB2
Product: bradykinin receptor B2
Biological process (GO): immune response; positive regulation of cytosolic calcium ion concentration; smooth muscle contraction
Cellular component (GO): external side of plasma membrane; membrane
Molecular function (GO): C-C chemokine binding; bradykinin receptor activity; C-C chemokine receptor activity
Source: RefSeq, a predicted model, not a curated record